Molecule: messenger RNA, 800 nt
Organism: Amoebophrya sp. A25
Lineage: Eukaryota; Dinophyceae; Syndiniales; Amoebophryaceae
Source: the annotation of a GenBank genome assembly
GUGUAAGUAAGUACCACGAUGUACAUGUAGAUCCUUUCCGAACCCCCAUUAUACCUUUUGUUUCUGGUUCUUCAGUACCUCCACAUCUUCCAUGACACAUAUCUGAAAAAAGCAGAAACAUGACGUCCAAAACCUAUGGUGCAGCUUCCGGGUCGACCAACCCCAACCCUUAUGGGGGUCACGGUUAUCGUGGUCACGGUGGAGGAAGCUCCAACAACGCGGUUGGAACCUACGUGAAAAACUAUUACUCAAAGCAAGGACAAGAUCAUGGUCCCGCGCCAGGACAAGGAGGAGGGGUUUUUGAACUUUGACUUUUUUUACCACUACAAAUAGAUACUAUGUUAUGUUGCGUAAAAAUACUACUCCACCUCGAGGACUCAGACUCUAGUGUCUCGUCUCAUUAUCAACUAUAUUUAACUACAAAACACCAAUUACUUCUACAACAGUCUGCUACUUCUUCGUCCCCGCCUCCGACACAUACACAUGCGGUAUCUACUUCCGGAACGGCAGGAACAACUACAACAUUAGGUUCCAAUUAUAAUGGGAACAAGCGAGAGAUGGACAUUCUUCUCGAGGAGAUGAAGAAGAAAAACAGCGAGAUGCAGAAGAGUCAGCGGGUGAGGAUCGAGAUCCCGAAGAACGCCUUGCAGCACAGGUUUAUUGACCUCGUAGCGCAUUACGCAGCUAGAUGCGGGCACGGGUUCGAGAACGUAGUGAAGGAAGAUAUCCGAAAAGGAAAGGUACUAGUGAAAGAGGACAACUUCUUGAAAGUCCUCAAGUACAACUUCUUGCCAGAAUAA